Molecule: messenger RNA, 1320 nt
Organism: Phragmites australis (common reed)
Lineage: Eukaryota; Viridiplantae; Streptophyta; Magnoliopsida; Poales; Poaceae
Exons: 2
Coding region: 1-1320 (439 amino acids)
Source: RefSeq, a predicted model, not a curated record
AUGGGUCAAAAGAACAAGGGAGGCGCCAAGGGCGGUGGCGAUGUGGCGGCCCUGCCGACGCCGUCCGUCAAAUUCAACCCCAAGGACAUGACGGACCCGUUCGAGCUCCUGGACAUGUGCGUGGCCGCGCUCCACGACAAGCUCGCCUCCCCCGCCACGCGCGAGGCGGCCAUGGCGUCGCUCGUCGGCGCACUCGAGGGGGUCGUUCCACUCGACGAGACUACCGACGGCAGGUGCCUCGUCAUCUUCGCCAUCCGCGGCGCCUCCAUCAAGAAGGCCGGCACUUCCUCCGCCCCUGCGGCCACCAGGGAGGCCCGCCUCGCGUACCGCGCUGUCGACCUCCUCGCGUUCACGCUCCGCAAAGGCGGCGCCACGGAGAUCAUGGACGAGUCGUUCCCGAUGCUCUCCCGGGCGCUCCAGGUCCAGGCGUCACAGAACGAAGAGCCAAUGCUGAUCGCCGCGUUCGACUGCCUCGCCGCCGUCACCUUCGCAGGCGCGCUGGGCACGGAGGAGGCGGAGCGGCCGCUCAAGGCCAUCUGGGGCGUGAUAUUCCCAGAGGACUUUUACAGUUCUCUAUUCUCAAGCUCAAGCUCAAGCUUAAGAUCUCCCAAGAUCUCGACGAAGACGAGCCCGCUGGUGGUGGCCGCGACCGUGUCCGCGUGGACGUUCCUUGUCACCACCGUCACGGACUCGCAGCGGAAGGCGGACCGCGCCGCCUGGAACGCCACCAUCGCGUCCCUGGCCAGUCUCCUUGAGGCCGACGACCGCGCCGUCCGGAUGGCCACCGGCGAGGCGCUCGCCGUGUGCGUCGAGCUCAACCUCACGCAGCACCUCCCGCGCAAGGACAUGGAGGCGCUGCAGGCCAGGGUAUCCGACCUCGCCGCGGAGGCCGGCGGCAAGGGCGCGGUCAAGACGCUGCUCCCCGAGCAGAAGGACCUCUUCCGGCAGAUCGCCGCCUUCAUGGAGCGCGGCGAGCGGCCCAAGAAGUCGGUGCGGACGUCGUCGGACCGCCGUGAGUCGAUCAAGGUGUCAACGUGGGCGAAGCUUGUGCAGCUCAACUUCCUGAGCAGGUUCCUCGGCAACGGCUUCCUCAGCCACAUCAAGGGCAACAAGCUAUUCAAGGAGUCCUUCACCAUCGGCGCUGACGAUCGCAAGAUGCUGUCCAUAGCCAAGAAGAAGGUAGAGAGCAAGACGAGGCAGAAGAGUAUGAAGAUGAACCGUGAGAUGGCGUGGGAGACGAAGAACAUUUUCCUCCUCCCGCAAGGAAGAGCUCCGGACAGCACCAAACCGGAGCAGAUGCUGCAGCUUGGUUGGCACUGA